GAAGAUAACACGGGUUGGACUGGGCCCCCCAGGGUGAGGAGGAGGAGACGCAAAGGACAUCAUCUCAUCUCCGACUCCCCACACGAGUACACGACUCGCACAAGCCGAGCAGGUCAGAGGCUUCGCCAUGGCCCGCAUCUAGGGACGAGAAGAAGAAGCCCAGUACACCCGGGAUGGGGCGCGCGUUCGUGUACGUCGUCCUGGGCGGCGGCGUGGCCGCGGGCUACGCGGCGCUCGAGUUCGCCCGCCGCGGCGGCUACUCCCGCGGCGAGCUCUGCAUCAUCUCCGAAGAGGCCGUUGCUCCUUACGAACGUCCUGCAUUAAGCAAAGGCUAUUUACUCCCAGAAGAUCCCGCUCGUCUUCCAGGAUUUCAUACUUGUGUUGGUGCUAAUGAUGAGUUACUGACGACAAAAUGGUACAAGGAACAAGGUAUUGAACUUGUUCUGGGAACAAAAGUGAUAUCUGCUGAUGUGAGACGGAAGACAUUGCUUACAGCCACUGGAGAAACUAUCAGCUAUAAGACACUUAUAAUUGCAACUGGUGCUCGGGCUUUGAAACUGGAAGAGUUUGGAAUAAGCGGUUCAGAUGCCACAAACAUAUGUUAUUUACGCAGUCUCGACGAUGCAGAUAAGUUGGUGAAUGCAAUGAGCUCAUGUUCAGGUGGAAAUGCUGUUGUCAUUGGUGGUGGCUACAUAGGAAUGGAAUGUGCAGCAGCAUUGGUUACUAAUAAGAUAAAAGUAACCAUGGUCUUCCCUGAAAACCACUGCAUGGCUCGGCUAUUUACACAAAAAAUUGCGGAAUAUUAUGAAAGCUACUACACUUCGAAAGGAGUUACUUUUACCAAAGGAACUGUUCUUACAUCCUUUGAAAAAGAAGACCCAACGGGGAAGGUGACUGCAGUAGUCCUAAAAGAUGGCAAACACCUUCCUGCUGAUAUGGUAGUGGUUGGUAUUGGGAUCCGUGCAAAUACAAGUCUUUUUGAAGGUCAGCUGUUGAUGGAGAAAGGUGGCAUAAAGGUAAAUGGGCAAAUGCAAACUAGCGACAGCUCUGUGUAUGCCGUUGGUGAUGUUGCCGCAUUCCCUAUCAAGCUUUUUGAUGGUGAUACCCGACGGCUUGAGCAUGUUGACUCAGCUCGUAGAACUGCUAGGCACGCUGUUGCAGCCAUCUUGGAGCCUUCAAAAACUAGGGACGUUGAUUACCUGCCAUUCUUCUACUCCAGAGUCUUCACAUUGUCCUGGCAGUUCUACGGGGAUAAUGUUGGAGAAGUAGUCCACUACGGCGACUUUGCAAGCAGCAGCCCAAGUUUUGGUGCAUAUUGGAUCAGUAAAGGCCGAAUCACGGGCGCAUUUCUCGAAGGUGGAAGCCGAGAAGAGUAUGAGGCGUUGUCGGUGGUUGUUCGGCGUAAAGCAAAGGUCUCAAGCAUGUCUGAACUUGAAAAGCAAGGUCUGUCGUUUGCCAUUCAGGAAAGCAAGAAAGAUUUGCCUGACAGUGGGGUCACCCUUGGUGAAAAGCCUACCUUUGUAUGGUAUGCAACGGCAGGUGUUGUUGCAGCUGUAUCGAUUUCUGCAUUUGGUUAUUGGUAUGGCCGGAAGCGCCGGAGAUGGUGAAUUUGAGAACAGUCCUUGCACUGCCGAGCUGGUGGAAGAAGGGAGGAAAAUCUGUGGUGUGCCAUCGUUUACAGUUACUAGGAGGAAAUCCUGUGUAAACCUGUAUGUAAGUGUAAUCUUUGUUUCAAAUGUAAACACGUAUAGAAAUCACAUCAUACAUUGUUCAGCUUCAAUGAAACGAAAUGAAAUGCUGUUACGGUAUCUCAA
Brachypodium distachyon (stiff brome) is the source of this 1814-nucleotide messenger RNA. RefSeq names its product monodehydroascorbate reductase 2, peroxisomal. Gene Ontology annotation, molecular function: flavin adenine dinucleotide binding; oxidoreductase activity, acting on NAD(P)H. Lineage: Eukaryota; Viridiplantae; Streptophyta; Magnoliopsida; Poales; Poaceae. The record is from RefSeq and is a predicted model, not a curated record. Gene Ontology annotation, cellular component: cytoplasm. The transcript is spliced from 7 exons. The coding region runs from base 174 to 1607 and encodes 477 amino acids.